This is a messenger RNA of Rattus norvegicus (Norway rat), 20853 nucleotides long. The record is from RefSeq and is a predicted model, not a curated record. Lineage: Eukaryota; Metazoa; Chordata; Mammalia; Rodentia; Muridae.
UUGUAUUUAAUAAUUUUGAUUUUCAUGUGUCAAUAUCCUGUAAUUCCUAAAGAACAUUGUUGAUUUGAAAGCAUGCAUCCUAAAAGAAUAGAGUUAAUUUCGAGACCAAAUAAAAAGUAAACUCUCUUCUCUGCAUUGCAGGGAGAAUCGGGAAGAAAAUUCCAUAUAAUACCUAAGAAGAUCCAGAACAUUUUUAGAAAAUCUUGAGUUUAUGUGUGUUCUUGAGGAGAGCCAGUACCUGAUGUAUGGAAAGCAAAAAAAUCCAUAAUGGUGGUAAAUAAGAAGUGGAAAAUCUGGGAGAAAUCAUAAUUCUGAGAUAGAAUGCGGCAGGAGAUUCACCUUGGAAGACGUGAGGAGAGAGACACAUAGUACCUGAACAUGGUUAAGUGGGCAUGUUACAGAAUGUAGGUUAAAAUAGUCAGUUAUUCUAAAUUGUGAUCUAGUUAGAGAAGAGCCUCACUAUAUACUCAAGGUAUUUGUAAAUAUAUCUUGAGUCUGAGUCUUAGUUCUUGGAGCAUGGCGCUGUGUGGAAGAACUGGAUCAAACUGCUACAUUAUAUUGUUCAUGAGUUUUAAGCCAAGCUAAGUUUACAGGGGAUAUUGUCUAAGCACAUACUCAAAUAAUAAAUUAUAGAUGCCAUAAGUUGUUAAAAGUUAUGAUUUUUGUAGUAGAAUCAUCCCUCAUAUUUGAGUUGAGGUCUUGCAGUUGAUUUGGUAAACUAACCUGAAAUUGAUUAAAUGAAUGAAUUUGAAUUUAAUUGAUAAAUUAUUGAUAUUUAUGUCCAUGGAAAUGGUUGAAGGGAUAACUUUGUAUGGUAAACUGUAGAAAAACACAGAAUACAUGUCAUUACAGUGGAUUUAAACUUUUUUUCCCAGAUUUCAAGUUUUAUUAAAAAGCUUACAUUAAUAAAAAAAAGCAUAUUAUUGAAAUAAUGACACAUUGGUCAAUGUAUAGAAUUGAAAAAAAAAAGAGAGUAUACAUCACUUUCUUUUUUUUAUUAACUUAUGUAUUUCUUAUUUACAUUUCAAGUGUUAUUCCAUUUCCCAGUUUCCAGGCCAAAAUCCCCCUAACCCCUCCCACUCCCCUUCUUUAUGGGUGUUCCCCUCCCCAUCCUCCCCCAUUGCCGCCCUCCCCCCAACAAUCACUUUCACUGGGGAUUCAGUCUUGGCAGGACCCAGGACUUGCCCUUCCACUGGUGCUCUUACUAGCCUAUUCAUUGCUACCUAUGAGGUCAGAGUCCAGGGUCAGUCCAUGUAUAGUCUUUAGGUAGUGGCUUAGUCCCUGGAAGCUCUGGUUGCUUGGCAUUGUUGUUCAUAUGGGGUCUCGAGCCCCUUCAAGCUCUUCCAGUCCUUUCUCUGAUUCCUUCAAUGGGGGUCCUAUUCUCAAUUCAGUGCUGGCAUUCACCUAUGCAUUUGCUGGAUUCUGGCUGUGUCUCUCAGGAGAGAUCUACAUCCGGCUCCAGUCUGCCUACACUUCUUUGCUCCUCCAUCUUGUCUAAUUGGGUGGCUGUAUAUGUAUAGGCCACAUGUGGGGCAGGCUCUGAAUAGGUGUUCCUUCAGUCUCUGUUUUAAUCCUUGCCUCUCUAUUCCCUGCCAAGGGUAUUCUUGUUCCCCUUUUAAAGAAGGAGUGAAAUAUUCACAUUUUGAUCAUCCAUCUUGAGUUUCAUGUGUUCUAUGCAUCUAGGGUAAUUCAAGCAUUUGGGCUAAUAUCCACUUAUCAAUGAGUGCAUACCAUAUGUGUUUUUCUGUGAUUGGGCUAGCUCACUCAAGAUGAUAUUUUCCAGUUCCAACCAUUGCCUAUGAAUUUCACAAAGGUAUUGUUUUUGAUAGCUGAGUAAUAUUCCAUUGUGUAGAUGUACCACAUUUUCUGUAUCCAUUCCUCUGUUGAAGGGCAUCUGGGUUCUUUCCAGCUUCUGGCUAUUAUAAAUAAGGCUGCUAUGAACAUAGUGGAGCACAUGUCUUUUUUAUAUGUUGGGGCAUCGUUUGGGUAUAUGCGCAAGAGAGGUAUAGCUGGAUCCUCAGGCAGGUCAAUGUCCAAUUUUCUGAGGAACCUCCAGACUGAUUUCCAGAAUGGUUGUACCAGUCUGCUUUCCCACCAACAAUGGAGGAGUGUUCCUCUCUCUCCACAUCCUCGCCAGCAUUUGCUGUCACCUGAGUUUUUGAUCUUAGCCGCUCUUACUUGUAUGAGGUGAAAUCUGAGGGUUGUUUUGAUUUGCAUUUCCCUUAUGAUUAAAGAUGUUGAACAUUUCUUUAGGUGUUUCUCAGCCGUUCGACAUUCCUCAGCUGUGAAUUCUUUGUUUAGCUCUGAACCCCAUUUUUUAAUAGGGUUAUUGGUCUCCCUGCAGUCUAACUUCUUGCGUUCUUUGUAUAUUUUGAAUAUAAGACCUCUAUCUGUUGUAGGAUUGGUAAAGAUCUUUUCCCACUCUGUUGGUUGCCGUUUUGCCCUAACCACAGUGUCCUUUGCCUUACAGAAGGUUUGCAGUUUUAUGAGAUCCCAUUUGUCGAUUCUUGAUCUUAGAGAAUAAGCCAUUGGUGUUUUGUUCAGGAAAUUUUUUCCAGUGCCCACGUGUUCCAGAUGCUGCCCUAGUUUUUCUUCUAUUAGUUUGAGUGUAUCUGGUUUGAUGUGUAGGUCCUUGAUCCACUUGGACUUAAGCUUUGUACAGGGUGAUAAGCAUGGAUUGAUCUGCAUUCCUCUACAUGUUGACCUCCAGUUGAACCAGCACCAUUUGCUGAAAAUGCUAUCUUUUUUACAUUGGAUGGUUUUGGCUCCUUUGUCAAAAAUCAAGUGCCCUUAGGUGUGUGGGUUCAUUUCUGGGUCUUCAGUUCUGUUCCAUUGGUCUAUCUGUCUGUCUCUGUACCAAUACCAUGCAGUUUUUAUCACUAUUGCUCUGUAAUACUGCUUGAGUUCAGGGAUAGUGAUUCCCCCUGAAGUCCUUUUAUUGUUGAGGAUAGUUUUAGCUAUCCUGGGUUUUUGGUUAUUCCAGAUGAAUUUUCAAAUUGUUCUGUCUAACUCUUUGAAGAAUUGGAUUGGUAUUUUGAUGGGGAUUGCAUUGAAUCUGUAGAUCGCUUUUGGUAAGAUGACCAUUUUUACUAUAUUAAUCCUGCCAAUCCAUGAGCAUGGGAGAUCUUUCCAUCUUCUGAGGUCUUCUUCAAUUUCUUUCUUCAGAGUCUUGAAGUUCUUCUUGUACAGAUCUUUUACUUGCUUGGUUAAAGUCACGCCGAGGUACUUUAUAUUAUUUGGGUCUAUUAUGAAGGGUGUCGUUUCCCUAAUUUCUUUCUCGGCUUGUUUCUCUUUUGUGUAGAGGAAGGCUGCUGAUUUAUUUGAGUUAAUUUUAUACCCAGGCACUUUACUGAAGUUGUUUAUCAGCUUUAGUAGUUCUCUGGUGGAACUUUUGGGAUCACUUAAACGUACUAUCAUAUCAUCUGCAAAUAGUGAUAUUUUGACUUCUUCUAUUCCAAUCUGUAUCCCCUUGACCUCCUUUUGUUGUCUGAUUGCUCUGGCUAGAACUUCAAGAACUGUAUUGAAUAAGUAGGGAGAGAGUGGGCAGCCUUGUCUAGUCCCUGAUUUUAGUGGGAUUGCUUCAAGUUUCUCUCCACUUAGUUUAAUGUUAGCAAUUGGUUUGCUGUAUAUGGCUUUUACUAUGUUUAGGUAUAUGGGCCUUGAAUUCCUAUUCUUUCCCGGACUUUUAUCAUGAAGGGGUGUUGAAUUUUGUCAAAUGCUUUCUCAGCGUCUAAUGAAAUGAUCUUGUGGUUUUGUUCUUUCAGUUUGUUUAUAUAAUGGAUCACAUUGAUGGUUUUCCGUAUAUUAAACCAUCCCUGCAUGCCUGGGAUGAAGCCUACUUGAUCAUAGUGGAUGAUUGUUUUGAUGUGCUCUUGGAUUCGGUUUGCCAGAAUUUUAUUGAGUAUUUUUGCGUGUAUAUUCAUAAGGGAAAUUGGUCUAAGUUCUCUUUCUGUGUUGGGUCUGUGUGUGGUUUGAGUAAUUGUGGCUUCAUAGAAGGAAUUUGGUAGUGAUCCAUCUGUUUUAAUUUUGUGGAAUAGUUUGGAUAGUAUUGGUAUGAGGUCUUCUAUGAAGGUCUGAUAGAAUUCUGCACUGAACCCGUCUGGACCUGGGCUCUUUUUGGUUGGGAGACCUUUAAUGACUGCUACUAUUUCCUUAGGAGUUAUGGGGUUGUUUAACUGGUUUAUCUGUUCCUGAUUUAACUUCGGUACCUGGUAUCUGUCUAUGAAAUUGUCCAUUUCCUGCAGAUUUUCAAGUUUUGUUGAACAUAGGCUUUUAUAGUAAGAUCUGAUGAUUUUUUUAAUUUUGUCCGAAUCUGUAGUUAUAUCUCCCUUUUCAUUUCCGAUUUUGGAAUUUGGAAACACUCUCUGUGUCCUCUAGUUAGUCUGGCUAAGGGUUUAUCUAUCUUAUUGAUUGUCUCAAAGAACCAUCUUUUGGUUCUGUUGAUUCUUUCUAGUGUCCAUUUGUUUCUACUUGGCUGAUUUCAGCUCUGAGUUUGAUUAUUUCCUGCCGUCUACUCCUCCUGGGUGUAUUUACUUCUUUUUGUUCUAGAGCUUUUAGGUGUGCUGUCAAGCUGGUGACAUAUGCUGUUUCCUGUUUCUUUCUGCAGGCACUCAGAGCUAUGGGUUUUCUUCUUAGCACAGCUUUCAUUGUGUCCCAUAAGUUUGGGUAUGUUGUACCUUCGAUUUCAUUAAAUCUAAGAAGUCUUUAAUUUCUUUCUUUAUUUCUUCCUUGACCAGGUUAUCAUUGAGUAGAGCAUUGUUCAACUUCCACGUAUAAGUAGGCAUUCUUCCAUUAUUGUUAUUGAAGACCAGAUUUAGGCCGUGGUGGUCUGAUAGCACCCAUGGGAUUAUUUCUAUCUUUCUGUACCUAUUGAGGCCUGUUUUUUGACCAAUUAUAUGGUCAAUUUUGGAGAAAGUACCAUGAGGACUUGAGAAGAAGGUAUAUCCUUUUGCUUUAGGAUAGAAUGUUCUAUAAAUAACUGUUAAGUCUAUUUGGUUCAUGAUUUCUCUUAGUCUGUCUACGUCUCUGUUUAAUUAGUGUUUCCAUGAUCUGUCCAUUGAUGAGAGUGGGGUGUUGAAAUCUCCUACUAUUAUUGUGUGAGGUGCAAUGUGUGUUUUGAGCUUUAGUAAGGUUUCUUUUAUGUAUGUAGAUGCCCUUGUAUUUGGGGCAUAGAUAUUUAGGAUUGAGAGUUCAUCUUGGUGGAUUUUUCCUUUGAUGAAUAUGAAGUGUCCUUCCUUAUCUUUUUUGAUGACGUUUAGUUGGAAAUUGAUUUUAUUUGAUAUUAGAAUGGCUACUCCAGCUUGCUUCUUCAGACCAUUUGCUUGGAAAGUUGAUUUCCAGCCUUUUACUCUGAGGUAGAGUCUGUCUUUGUCUCUGAGGUGUGUUUCCUGUAGGGAAUGCAGGGUCCUCAUUGCAUAUCCAGUGUGUUAAUCUAUGUCUUUUUAUUGGGGAGUUGAGGCCAUUGAUGUUGAGAGAUAUUCAGGAAUAGUGAUUAUUGCUUCCUGUUAUGUUCAUAUUUGGAUGUGAGGUUAUGUUUGUGUGCUUUUCUUCUCUUUGUUUUGUUGCCAAGACGAUUUGUUUCUUGCUUUUUCUAGGGUGUAGCUUGCCUCCUUAUGUUGGGCUUUACCAUUUAUUAUCCUUUGUAUUGCUGGAUUUGUAGAAAGAUAUUGUGUAAAUUUGGUUUUGUCAUGGAAUAUCUUGGUUUCUCCAUCUAUGUUAAUUGAGAGUUUUGCAGGAUAAAGUAACCUGGGCUGGCAUUUGUGUUCUCUUAGGGUCUGUAUGACAUCUGUCCAGGAUCUUUUGGCUUUCACAGUUUCUGGUGUGAUUCUGAUAGGUCUGCCUUUAUGUUACUUGAUCUUUUUCCCUUACUGCUUUUAAUAUUCUUUAUUUUGUGCGUUUGGUGUUUUGACUAUUAUGUGACGGGAGCUGUUUCUUUUCUGGUCCAAUCUAUUUGGAGUUCUGUAGGCUUCGUGUAUGCUUAUGGGUAUCUCUUCCUUUAGGUUAGGGACGUUUUCUUCUAUGAUUUUGUUGAAAAUAUUUACUGGUCCUUUGAUCUAGGAGUCUUCACUCUCUUCUAUAGCUAUAUCCUUAGGUUUGAUCUUCUCAUUGAGUCCUCGAUUUCCUGUAUGUUUUGGACCAGUAGCUUUUUCUGCUUUACAUUAUCUUUCACAGUUGAGUCGAUAGUUUUCUAUAGAAUCUUCUGCUCCUGAGAUUCUCUCUUCUAUCUCUUGUAUUCUGUUGGUGAAGCUCGUAUCUACAGCUCCUUGUCUCUUCUUUUGGUUUUCUAUAUUCAGGGUUGUUUCCAUGUGUUCUUUCUUGAUUGCUUCUAUUUCCAUUUUUAAUUCCUUCAAGUGUUUGUGUUUUCCUGGAAUCCUUUCAGGGAUUUUUGUGAUUCCUCUCUGUAGGCUUCUACUUGUUUAUUUAUGUUUUCCUGCAUUUCUCUAAGGGAGUUCUUCAUGUCUUUCUUGAAGUCCUCCAGUAUCGAUCAAAUAUGAUUUUGAAAAUAGAUCUUGCUUUUCUGGUAUGUUUGGAUAUUCCGUGUUUGCUUUGGUUGGAGAAUUGGGAUCCGAUGAUGUCAUGUAGUCUUGGUUUCUGUUGCUAGGGUUACUGUGCUUGCCUCUUGCCAUCAGAUUAUCUCUAGUGUUUCUUUCUUCUGCUAUUUCUGACAGUGGCUAGACUGUCCUAUAAGCCUGUGUGUCAGGAGUGCUGUAGACCUGUUUUCCUGUUUUCUUUCAGCCAGUUAUGGGAACAGAGUGUUCUGCUUUGGGGCGUGUAGUUUUUCCUCUCUACAGGUCUUCAGCUGUUCCUGUGGGCCUGUGCCCUGAAUUCACCAGGCAGGUCACUUGGAGCAGAAAAGUUGGUCUUAUCUGUGGUCCCGAGGCUCAAGAUUGCUCGUGGGGUGUUGCUCAUGAUCUCUCCUCAGGGGCAGCAACCAGGAGGACCUGCGCCGCCCUUUCUGGGAGCCCCCCGUGCACCAGAGUCCCAGAUGGCAUUUGGUGUUUUCCUCUGGAGUCAGAGAUGUGGGCAGAGUGUAGUCUUUUCUGGUCUUCCAGGCAUGUCUGCCUCUCUGACGGUUUAGCUCUCCCUCUCCCAGGAUUUGGGUGCAGAGAACCGUUUAUCUGGCUGGUCUCUUCAGGUUCCUGCGGUGUCUCAUUUGCAGCGGACCUGCUGCUCCUGUGCCCUUAUCUACGGGAACCCAGAGACCGUUCCUCUUGGGCCAGGUAUAUGGGCAGGGGUGGACAGUGUUGGUGGUCUCUUCUGCUCUGCAGUCUCAGGAGUGCCCACCAGUCCGGGCGGUGAGCUCUCUCUCCCACGGGGUUUGGGAGCAGUGAGCUGGAGGCAGGGAGCACGAGAUUCGGACUCCCGCUAAAAACCGGAAGUGUCCGGUUCUUCCACGGGGUUUGGGAGCCAUACAUCACUUUCUUUAUUCAUUGUUCAGUAGAGGGACAUCCAGGUUGUUUCCAGAUUCUGGUUAGUAUGAACAAAGCUACUAUGAACAUAGUUUGACAAGUGUUUCUUUGGUACAGUGUGACAUCUUUAUGACUACACACCCAGGAGCGUUAUAGCUGGCCCUUGAGGUAGAACAGUUUUUUUCUCUCAGUUUUGUGAGAAACCACCCAAUUGAUUUCCAAAGUUGUUGUUCAAAGUUUCACGUCCAUCAGUGAUGGAUUAGUGUUCCCUUUGCUCCACAACCUGCCAGCAUUCACUCUCACUUGAGUUUUUCAUCUUUGCUUUUGUGAUGGGUGUCAAAUGACAUGUCAGAGUGGUUUUGAGUAAGCAGCUCUUGGUUUUGUUCAUUCUUUGUAUUGUUUCCCAUGUUUCUAUGUUUAAUUUUCAUACCAUCUUCUCUUGAGCGUGUAAGCUUCUGUUUUUAUUUUUAAUAUUGCAUAUGUGCUGAUUAGCUGCUAUUAUGAAAUCUCUCCAUUUCUUUUGAAGGGACAUAGUGUUAUGAACUUUCCUUUUGCACUGCUUUUAUUGUGUUCCCUAAGUUUGUAUGAUUUGUGCCUUCACUUUCAUUGAAUUCUAGAAAGACUUUGAUUUCUUCUUUCAACAGUGGUCACUUAGCAUAGAGUUGUUCAGUUUCCAUGAGAUUGUAGGCUUUCCAUUGUUUUUGUUGUUGACAUAGUCCAACUUUAGUCCAUGGUGACCUUAUCAGACACAAAAGCAUUUUGGUGUUCUUUUGUUGUUGUUGUUGUUUUUGUAUUUUCUUGUAUCUGUUGUAGAUCUGUAUCUGUACAUGUUCAAUUUUGGAGAAGGUUCCAUGAGGUGCUGAGAAGAUACAUAUUUUUUUAUUUGAGUGACAGCUUCUAUAGAUAUCUGUUGUUGUAAAAAUAUUAAAAUAAAAAAGUAAAAGUUGUCUUUUACCCCGCUAGGUCCGCACCUCGGUGCCCCAAGAUAUCUGCUAGAUAUCUUGGCGGAAACACAGCCCAGCCGCACAUUUUCCUACACUCAAACCCUCACAUAAAAGAACACACAACACAAUAAUCUUUGAUCCAAUUGGUAAGGUAUAGUUGCCACUUAAACAUACAAGGCCUGGUACCAUCCAUCCCUUAGGAAGAUUGAUAACAACCUGUAAAUACACAGAGCAGAAUCUUAACAUCACCUGCCAUGGCUCCUCCCCCCUCUCUCUCCUCUUCUCUGUGUUAAUCCCCUUCUCUUCCUUCAAGCUUCUCUCCUGCCCAUCCUUGCUUCUCCUCCAAUGUCAGGUCUCCUACUAUCCUGUACCUGCCCCUCACCUGUAUUUUACAAAUUCAAUGGGGAGGUGGUUCUGGUGAAGUCAUCUGAGUUCUGAGUCUGAGACUAGGCAGCUGUCCUUGGGGCAGUGGAAUUAGCAUCAAAAUACAGAAACUUCAGGGCAAACCACCACAGAUAUCUGUUAGGUCCAUUUGAUUCAUGCCAUCUACUAGUUGCAUUACAUUUCAGUUUAGUUUCUCUUUUGGUGACAUGCCUGUUGGUCAUUAACGUGAUAAUAUGUAGGUGAUGUCCCCUACUAUUAAUGUGUGGAAUUGGAGGUGUGGUUUAAGCUUUAACAAAAUUAGUAAAUGUUUCUUUUGUAAAGGAGGAUGCACUUGUAUCGCAAGCAUUGAUGUUUAGAAUUGAAGCAUCAUCUUGUUGGAUUUUCCAUUGAUUUAUAUGCAGUGUCCUUUCCCAUCUCUUUUAAUUAUUUCUCAUUGAAAGUCUAUUUUACCAGAUAUUAGAUUGGCUGCUGCAGCUUGACUCUUGGGUCCAUUUGCUUUACAGACCUUUUGUCCAGUCCUUUAUUCUGUGGCAGUGUUUAUCUUUGUGGCUGAGUUGCAUUUCUAUAUGCAACAGAAGUAUAGAUUCUGUUUAUGCAUCUACUCUCUUAGACUAUGUCUUUUUAUUUGGUAAGUGAAUCUGUUCCUGUUCAGAGAUAUUAAUAAUUAAUGAUUGCUUUUACUUGGUAUUUUGAUUUUGGUUUGCAUGUGUUUCUCUUGGUUGGUUUUACUAUGCGAUUAUUAGUUUCUCGUGUUUCAUUGAGUUCAGUUACUCUCCUUGUCUUGGAGUUUUGCUUGUAGCAUCCUGAUUAGUGAUGGGUUAGUAGAAAGAUAUAGUUUGCGUUUGGUUUUGUCACAGAAUAGCUUUUUACUCCAUCUUGAGUAAAAUUGAUUGAAAAUUUUGCUAAGUAUUGUAGUCUGGGCUGACAGCUAUAGUCUCUUAGGGUCUGUAAGACAUCUCUCUGGCUCUUCUGGCUUUUAAUUCUCUGUUGAGAAGUUUGGUAUAAUUCUGAUUGUUCUGUCUUUAUAUGUAAUAUGUUACUUGCCUCUUUCUCCUUGUGGCUUUUUAAUUUUCUCUCUUUGCUUUGGGGAUUUAAUGUUUUGGUUAUUAUGUUGCUGGAGGAUUUAUUUUCUGACACAGUAAACUCUUAUUUGUAGUGUAAGCUUCUUGUGUGUAUGUAGGCAUCUUUUUCUUGAGGUUUGGGAUGUUUUCUUCUAUGAUGUUGUUGAAGAUAUUUUCUGGGCCUUUAAUCUGGGAAUCUUCUUCUCCUGUUCCUAUUUUUCUUAAGUUUGGCCCUGAUUCCACAUCCAGCCUAUCAGGCUGUGCCUUUUUAAUGGGGAAGAUGAGUUCACUGAUAUUGAGAGAUAUUAACAACAAAUGAGUGUUAAUUCCUGCCAUUCUCAUUUUGUGAAUGAGUGAUUAUUAUUUAUUUUUGUUAACACCAAUCAAUUUGGCGUUCUGUAAGGUUCCUCUAAGUUUAUAGGCAUUCUUCCUUUAUGUUGUAUAAAUUUCCUUCUAUGAUUUUGUUGAACAUAUGUUCUCAUCUUUGGAGCUGGUACUCUCUUCACUUUUGAACAAUUCCUAUUAUCCUUAGUACAAAAUUUCACAGUGUCUCAGACUACCUGAAUAUUUUGAGUCAGUAACUUUUUAGGUGAUAUUUUCUUUGGUUGAUGUAUUAAUUUAUUUGAGUAUAUCAUGUAUGCCUGAGAUCAUCUCUUCCAAUUCUUUUAUUGUGUUGGCUGUGCUUCUGUUCUUGUUCUCUUUUGGAGUAUUUCUGUCUCCAAGGUUCCAUCAUUUUGGGUUUCCUUUAUUGCUUCUUUAAUCAUUUGCAGGUGUUGACAUAUUUUAUUCAUUUUGCUCACCUGUUUGAUUGUAUUUUCCUGUAUAUUUUAAGGGAUUUGAUAAUUUCUCCUUUAAAUUCCUCUAUCAUAUUCAUAAGAUUGGAUUCAAUGUCAUUUUAUUGUGUUUUGAUUUUGUUAGCAUAUCCAGGUCUUGAUGUAGUAGGAUAGCUGGGCUCUAGGUGUGUUAUAUUGUUUUGUUCUUGUUGAGUGUAUUCUCAUGCUGGCCUUUAGCCAACUCUUUAUCCAUGGGUGUUUACUGGUGCAAGAGUCAUGAAGUGGGCUCUGGGUUUUUCUCUUUAUAGGGGUUAGGUUAAGAUAUGGUCUCACUAAAUUGUAGCUCUCUUUGUCUAAGGAAUCACAGUGAUCCAUAUGCUUUUGCUUCCUCAGUGUUGGGAUUCAUGUUGUGCGCCACCAGACCCAAUCUGUUAUUCUUUCAAGAAUCAUUAGCCCAGAGUAAAAAGAAUCACAGUUGAUUGUUUUUAUACUGGUAGGGAUGGGGUUUUCUGUCAUUCUGAGAGAGUUCAGUUAGGAUCAUCACAAUUGUUCACGGGUAUUUAUUUCUAGACAUUGAUGUUUGAUAAAUUACUGCCAUCUUUGAUUUGCAAUAUACAGGGAAUGGAUUGGUUCUAAGUGACGUAAUUGGCUACAAAUGAAUAUUUACUCUAGAGUACUCAAUAGAUUGUUCUCAUAGACAUUGAUACUAAAAAUGAGUUUCAUAAUUUUAUUUGUAAUAUUCUUCUAUACUUGUAAUAAUACACAUUUUGUUUUUAUUUUCAGAAGUCUUGUUUUUUAAAGAUGAAAGGCCUUUGUCCUGGUAAGGCUUAACAGUACAUUAGUACUAGAGGAGUGCAAAGAUAAAAAGCAAAUUCUUUUUGGGUAUACUUUGAGACUUGUGUCUUACAGGUCCCACAGUAUUCUGAAUAUAAUUUUAGCCUAAAAUUUGUUCAGUGUACUUUAUAUGAAUGUGAAAAGUAUGCUCACACGCCAUUUCCAAGAAAAAACUAUGCAGUUUUUAAAAAGAGCCUGCUAGGAUUAACUCUGCAAGUUAAUGUCCACUUAAGAUUCUUCAGCUUUUCAAAGCCUUACUAAAUUGUAUUUGUGGACUAAGACCCACACUCAUAGUUAUCAUUUCAGGCAUUCAUCUCUCUGACACGGUACAUAAUGUGGGAUGAUUCUCAGUUGUCAGUCAUUACUACAAGAUGGCAACCAUUUCUUUCCUCCUUUGACACCAGCUAUGAAGGCAAAGGAACUUUUUGUCAGGUGUAGCAUAUAUCAUAUAUCUUAGAAGAAACCCAUGAGUUGCAGUCCAUCCAAUGAAAGGCUGAGAUUCCAUGAAGGUGGAUAUUAACAUUUCUCACUUUACAUUUAUAGGUUGUUAUGGCUAUUCUUAAGGGAUGGAUAUAUACUGGUUUGUGUGUGUCUAGAUGAACUAACUAUAUCUUACCUAAGUGGGUGGUUUAUGUCCUUAUCAAUUGGUUGUAAGUUGAUUGUGCAAAUGUAUUGUUCAUUAAGUAAUUAACAUAUGACUCUGGGUUACAGUUGCUGGGUUACAGUUGCUGGGUUACAGUUUGUUGAGUCAUGACUUCACUGGAUUGUUGGGAGUGUGAGAAGAGUCUGUGACAGGAAGCGGUGCUAGGCUAUGGAAUGCUUGGGGCUAGCUUGGCAUGUGGCCACACUAGCAUGGCCCACAGAACAACCCGCUAUGGAGACAGUGUGUGAAAAUGGAUGACAGAGAAACAUCUAGAGCAUGUGAUUGCACCUGGCAUGGGAACUCAUGGGAACCAGUCAUUCACCUUUUAAUUAUUCCACAAGACCCAUGUCUUCCUGAAAGUUCCACCCAUCAAAUAUCCAUUCAUAUGAUCAGUUUUCCACAGUAAUGGAUCCUUUGAAUCUCAAUAGAUUAGCUGAAUGUAUAGAACUAAGUGACCAUGUGACUAUUAUUUAUCUCUCUAUAAAGGAGGUUUUUGCCUUCCAUAUCAGUUGGACAUGAACAUACAGGUGAAGGCCCAUCCAUUCCUGUCCAGGAUGCUAGGUUAGACACUGGUUUGGUAGAAAAUUAAAAGGUGUAUUUCAAGCUCAUUCUGUGCUCAUUAGGAUUAAUUACCUCCACAAGAGAGGACAAUUAUGUUGUUCUCUUUAUUUGGGCUCUGCAUCAGGAAAUCAUUUUAUAAAUACUAUCACAUGACUUAUUCCCUCCAUGUUUAAGAUUCCCUAAAUCAUACAAGCUAAUGUCAAAAUCAAGAUUCAAACUUUUCCAUACUAAAACUGUUCAAAGACUCCUUGCAAAAUACGCAUGUUAACUUAUACUUGGAAGUGCAAACAGUUUCACAGUCUCAAUGCAAUUAGUCUUAUUGUUCUUUGUUUCUGUUAUUACCUUAUUAUGUUCAUAAAAAUGGAUAAAUGGCACAGAAACAGGCAGAUUGUGACUUCGGGAUUCAUUCAUGCGUGUGUUAAGAAGGAGCAGCUUGAACAUUACAAAUGCAGUGGUGGGUUUUGAAGAGCUCUAGCAGCAACAGAAAUCUAUCUGAUGUUCGACAAGCAAACCACUUGGGUGGUACCAUCAUAGAUAGUGAAAUAUUCACAAAGUAUCAUGGGAAUAGGUGCCUUACUGCAUCAGGGGCAAAGACUGUUAUGAUUAAUGUAGUCAGGGGAUUAAUUCCAUUGCAUCUAUAGAUUAAAAAUAUCACUCGGUAUAGCUAUGAGAGCAAAAGCUAGAGAGGUGGUUGUGUGUAUAUAUGUAUCUGUAUAAUGGUUUCAUUGGGCUGAUUUUUGGGCCUAAUUUCCUUCCCUUUCUUCUACAUGGGGAAAAGUUGGAAGUAAAGUAUUCCCAGACAUAUUCAACUGGUUAAAGAACAAAUGAAUAGCUUUUUAAAACAAUUUAUAAUGUAAUAUAAGUUAGAAAAUCAAGCAAGAAGUAAUCCAAUGCAUUGGAUUAAUGUUUAGUAUGAAUAUUAACAUAACAUUCUUAAAAUACACCACAGUGGAGUAAGACCACCAGGACAGCUAAAAUCCAUUUUGAAAAACUCUAACCGGCAUAAUUCAGAAGCUGGUAAGAGACUUACAGGAACAUCACCAUGGUAAGAAUCUGUGCAUUUUACAAUAAAUUAAUCUGUAAAAAGUAUAAUGUUCAGAACCUGACAUUCUCUUUGCCUCUGUGUACUACGAUUUCAGCUUCUUUAUUUCUUCUAUAAUCACAAGCUGAACAAUUAUCUCCCACACAGCAUGAGUUAUGGACAAACAUCCUUAGGAAGGGAGAUGAUUCAGUGGAUAAAGUGCUUGCCAUGAGUCUGUGAGAAUGGAAGUUUGGAUUCUCAGAAUCCACAUGAGGUCUUGAGGAUCUCAUGUGCAUCUGAAUCCUGGGGCACUUAUGGUGAGGCAGGAGGUGGUGAGAGAGAAUCGCCUGAAGUUUACUGGCUAGUUUGCCUGGGUUUCUUAUUCAUGAAGAAGGGAUUGAGCCACAAAACCAAGGUUGGAAGAAUGUUGCAUGCUGUUAUUCUAAAGGCUCCCUGACAAGCCCUCCUUUCUUGUUCCUAGGUGUGUGAAUGUGGAUAAUGUCAGCUCUACCUCCUCUGUGAAGGGAGAAUCGGGAAGAAAAUUCCAUAUAAUACCUAAGAAGAUCCAGAACAUUUUUAGAAAAUCUGGAGUUUAUGUGUGUUCUCGAGGAGAGCCAGUACCUGAUGUAUGGAAAGCAAAAAAAUCCAUAAUGGAUGAAAAAUAUAAAACAGAUAAUUUCUAUGCUGUGUCUUCUGAGCAUAGAAAUUCUAUUCCUAAGGCUACUGUUGAUUGUGAAGCUUCCACCUCUACUGCUGACAGCCUGGAUGCUGCCGAGCCUGACCCGACAAAUUCUACAAAUGCUACUGACUGUCUGGCUGCUCUUGAGCGUGAGCUGACUAAUUCCAACAACACUGCUGACUGUCUGGCUGACCUUGAGCCUGAUCCGACUUUUUCUACCAAUGCCGCUGACUUUCAGGCUGCUGUUGCACCAGAGCCAACUAUGUCCACCCACCCUGCUGACUGUCUGCCUGAUGUGGAACCAGAGCCAACUAUGUCCACCCACCCUGCUGACACUCUGGCUGCUCUUGAGCCUGAGCUGACUAAUUUCAACAACACUGCUGACUGUCUGGCUGACCUUGAGCCUGAGCCAAACAUGUCCACCCACCCUGCUGACAGUCUGCCUGAUGUGGAACCAGAGCCAACUAUGUCCAAUCACCCUGCUGACACUCUGGCUGCUCUUGAGCCUGAACUGACUAAUUCAAACAACACUGCUGACUGUCUGGCUGACCUUGAGCCUGAGCCAAACAUGUCCACCCACCCUGCUGAUAGUCUUCCUGAUGUGGAACCAGAGCCAACUAUGUCCACCCACCCUGCUGACACUCUGGCUGCUCUUGAGCCUGAGCUGACCAAUUUCAACAACACUGCUGACUGUCUGGCUGACCUUGAGCCUGAUCCGACUAUUUCUACCAAUGCUGCUGACUUUCAGGCUGCUGUUGCACCAGAGCCAACUAUGUCCACCCACCCUGCUGACUGUCUGCCUGAUGUGGAACCAGAGCCAACUAUGUCCACCCACCCUGCUGACACUCUGGCUGCUCUUGAGCCUGAACUGACUAAUUCCAACAACACUGCUGACUGUCUGGCUGACCUUGAGCCUUAUCCGACUAUUUCUACCAAUGCCGCUGACUGUCGGGCUGCUGUUGCACCAGAGCCCUCUAUGUCCACCAACCCUGCUGACAGUAUGGCAGCUGUUGAGCCUGAGCCGACUAUGUCCACCCACCCUGCUGACAUUCUGACUGCUGACGAGCCUGAACAUAAUACUUCUACCAAAGCUGCUGACUGUCUGGCUGACCUUGAGCCUGAGCUAAACAUGUCCACCCACCCUGCUGACAGUCUGCCUGAUGUGGAACCAGAGCCAAAUAUGUCCAAUCACCGUGCUGACACACUGGCUGCUCUUGAGCCUGAGUCGACUAAAUCCUCCAAUGCUGCUGACUGUCUGGCCUAUGUUGAGCCAGAGCCAGCUAUGUCCACCCACCGUGCCGACAGUCUGGCUGCUCUUGAGCAUGAGCUGUCUCAUGCCAACAAAGAUGCUGACUGUCUGGCUUCUCUCAAGGCUGAGCUGAUUAAUUCCACCAAUGCUACUGAUUGUCUGGCUUCUGUUGGGACUGAGACAACCAUGUCCACCCAGCCUGCUGACAAUUUGGCAGCUGUUGAGCCUGAACAUAAUAAUUCCACCAAUACUGCUGACGGUCUGGACUCUGUUGAACAAGAGCCAGCUAUGCCCACUUACCGUGCCGACAGUCUGGCUGCUCUUGAGCAUGAGCUGACUAAUUCCAACAACACUGCUGACUGUCUGGCUUCUCAGAAGGCUGAGUCAAUUGACUCUACCAAUGCUACUGAUUGUUUGGCUUCUGUUGGGACUGAGACAACUAUGUCCACCCACCCUGCUGACAAUAUGGCUACUGAUGAGCUUGAGCCUACACAUUCCACCAAUGCUGCUUACUUUCUGGCCGCUCUUGAGCCCCAGUCGACUAAUUCCUCCAAUGCUGCUGAUAUUCUGGCUUCUGUUGGGUCUGAGACAACCAUGUCUACCCACCUUGCUGAUAUUCCUAUUGCUCAUGAGCCUGACUAUAAUGAUUCUACCAAUGCUGCUGACAGUCUGGACUCCGUUGAGCCAGAGCCAGCUAUGUCCACCCACCGUGCCGACAGUCUGGCUGCUCUUGAGCAUGAGCUGUCUCAUGCCAACAAAGCUGCUGACUGUCUGGCUUCUCUCAAGGCUGAGCCAACCAUGUCCACCCAGCCUGCUGACAGUUCCGCAGCUGUUGAGCCUGAGCCUACAAUUUCCACCAGAGCUGCUGAUUGUCUGGCUACUGUUCUGCCAGAGCUAACUAGGUCAACCCACCCUGCUGACUGUCUGGACUCUGUUCAGCCUGAGUCAUCUAUGUCCACACACCCAGCUGAUAAUAUGGCUACUGAUGAGCUUGAGACUACAAAUUCGACCAACGCUGCUUACUGUCUGGCUGCUCUUGAGCCUGAGUCGACUAAAUCCUCCAAUGCUGCUGACUGUCUGGCCUAUGUUGAGCCAGAGCCAGGUAUGUCCACCCACCGUGCCCACAGUCUAGCUGCUCUUGAGCAUGAGCUGUCUCAUGCCAACAAAGAUGCUGACUGUCUGGCUUCUCUCAAGGCUGAGCUGAUUAAUUCCACCAAUGCUACUGAUUGUCUGGCUUCUGUUGGGACUGAGACAACCAUGUCCACCCAGCCUGCUGACAAUUUGGCAGCUGUUGAGCCUGAACAUAAUAAUUCCACCAAUACUGCUGACGGUCUGGACUCUGUUGAACAAGAGCCAGCUAUGCCCACUUACCGUGCCGACAGUCUGGCUGCUCUUGAGCAUGAGCUGACUAAUUCCAACAACACUGCUGACUGUCUGGCUUCUCAGAAGGCUGAGUCAAUUGAUUCUACCAAUGCUACUGAUUGUUUGGCUUCUGUUGGGACUGAGACAACUAUGUCCACCCACCCUGCUGACAAUAUGGCUACUGAUGAGCUUGAGCCUACACAUUCCACCAAUGCUGCUUACUUUCUGGCCGCUCUUGAGCCCCAGUCGACUAAUUCCUCCAAUGCUGCUGAUAUUCUGGCUUCUGUUGGGUCUGAGACAACCAUGUCUACCCACCUUGCUGAUAUUCCUAUUGCUCAUGAGCCUGACUAUAAUGAUUCUACCAAUGCUGCUGACAGUCUGGACUCCGUUGAGCCAGAGCCAGCUAUGUCCACCCACCGUGCCGACAGUCUGGCUGCUCUUGAGCAUGAGCUGUCUCAUGCCAACAAAGCUGCUGACUGUCUGGCUUCUCUCAAGGCUGAGCCAACCAUGUCCACCCAGCCUGCUGACAGUUCCGCAGCUGUUGAGCCUGAGCCUACAAUUUCCACCAGAGCUGCUGAUUGUCUGGCUACUGUUCUGCCAGAGCUAACUAGGUCAACCCACCCUGCUGACUGUCUGGACUCUGUUCAGCCUGAGUCAUCUAUGUCCACACACCCAGCUGAUAAUAUGGCUACUGAUGAGCUUGAGACUACAAAUUCGACCAACGCUGCUUACUGUCUGGCUGCUCUUGAGCCUGAGUCGACUAAAUCCUCCAAUGCUGCUGACUGUCUGGCCUAUGUUGAGCCAGAGCCAGGUAUGUCCACCCACCGUGCCCACAGUCUAGCUGCUCUUGAGCAUGAGCUGUCUCAUGCCAACAAAGAUGCUGACUGUCUGGCUUCUCUCAAGGCUGAGCUGAUUAAUUCCACCAAUGCUACUGAUUGUCUGGCUUCUGUUGGGACUGAGACAACCAUGUCCACCCAGCCUGCUGACAAUUUGGCAGCUGUUGAGCCUGAACAUAAUAAUUCCACCAAUACUGCUGACGGUCUGGACUCUGUUGAACAAGAGCCAGCUAUGCCCACUUACCGUGCCGACAGUCUGGCUGCUCUUGAGCAUGAGCUGACUAAUUCCAACAACACUGCUGACUGUCUGGCUUCUCAGAAGGCUGAGUCAAUUGAUUCUACCAAUGCUAUUGAUUGUUUGGCUUCUGUUGGGACUGAGACAACUAUGUCCACCCACCCUGCUGACAAUAUGGCUACUGAUGAGCUUGAGCCUACACAUUCCACCAAUGCUGCUUACUUUCUGGCCGCUCUUGAGCCCCAGUCGACUAAUUCCUCCAAUGUUGCUGAUAUUCUGGCUUCUGUUGGGUCUGAGACAACCAUGUCUACCCACCUUGCUGAUAUUCCUAUUGCUCAUGAGCCUGACUAUAAUGAUUCUACCAAUGCUGCUGACAGUCUGGACUCCGUUGAGCCAGAGCCAGCUAUGUCCACCCACCGUGCCGACAGUCUGGCUGCUCUUGAGCAUGAACUGUCUCAUGCCAACAAAGUUGCUGACUGUCUGGCUUCUCUCAAGGCUGAGCCAACCAUGUCCACCCAGCCUGCUGACAGUUCGGCAGCUGUUGAGCCUGAGCCUACAAUUUCCACCAGAGCUGCUGAUUGUCUGGCUACUGUUCUGCUGGAGCUAAUUAGGUCAAUCCACCCUGCUGACUGUCUGGACUCUGUUCAGCCUGAGUCAUCUAUGUCCACACACCAGGCUGAUAAUAUGGCUACUGAUGAGCUUGAGCCUAAAAAUUCGACCAACGCUGUUUACUGUCUGGCUGCUCUUGAGCCUGAGUCGACUAAAUCCUCCAAUGCUGCUGACUGUCUGGCCUAUGUUGAGCCAGAGCCAGAGCCAGGCAUGUCCACCCACCGUGCCGACAGUCUGGCUUCUCUUGAGCAUGAGCUGACUAAUUCCAACAACACUGCUGACUGUCUGGCUUCUCAGAAGGCAGAGUCAAUUGAUUCUACCAAUGCUACUGAUUGUUUGGCUUCUGUUGGGACUGAGACAACUAUGUCCACCCACCCUGCUGACAAUAUGGCUACUGAUGAGCUUGAGCCUACACAUUCCACCAAUGCUGCUUACUGUCUGGCUGCUCUUGAGCCUGAGUCGACUAAAUCCUCCAGUGCUGCUGACUGCCUGGCCUAUGUUGAGCCAGAGCCAGCUAUGUCCACCCACCGUGCCGACAGUCUGGCUGCUCUUGACCAUGAGCUGUCUCAUGCCAACAAAUAUGCUGGCUGUCUGGCUUCUCUCAAGGCUGAGCUGAUUAAUUCCACCAAUGCUACUGAUUGUCUGGCUUCUGUUGGGACUGAGACAACCAAGUCCACCCAGCCUGCUGACAGUUUGGCAGCUGUUGAGCCUGAACAUAAUAAUUCCACCAAUGCUGCUGACAGUCUGGACUCUAUUGAACAAGAGCCAGCUAUGCCCACCCACCGUUCUGACAGUCUGGCUGCUCUUGAGCAUGAGCUGUCUCAUGCCAAUAAAGCUGCUGACUGUCUGGCUUCUCUCAAGGCUGAGCCAACCAUGUCCACCCAGCCUGCUGACACUUUGGCAUCUGUUGAGCCUGAGCCUACUUUUUCCACCAAAGCUGCUGAUUGUCUGGCUACUGUUCAGCCUGAGCUAACUAAGUCAAACCACCCUGCUGACUGUCUGGAUUCUGUUCAGCCUGAGUCAUCUAUGUCCCCACACCCUGCUGACAGUUUGGUAGCUAUUGAGCCUUCACUGACUAAUUCCACCAAAGCUGCUGACUUUCUGGGUGCUGUUGAUCCCGAAUCAACCAAAUCCACCCACCCUGCUGACAGUAUGGCAGUUGAUGAGCCUGAGCUGCCUAAUUCCAACAUUGCUGCUGACUGUCUGGACGACCUUGAGCCUGAUACGACUAUUUCUACCAAUGCCGCUGACUGUCAGGCUGCUGUUGGGUCUGAGACAACCAUGUCCACCCAGCCUGCUGACAGUUUGGCAGCUGUUGAGCCUGAGCCGACUAAUUCCACCAAAGCUGCUGACUGUCUGGACUCUGCUGAGCCAGAGCCAACUAUGGCCACCCACCAUGCUGACAUUCUGACUGCUGUUGAGCCUGAACAUACUAAUUGCUCCAGUACUGCUGACUGUCUGCCUGCUGUUCAGCCUGAGUCCAGUAUGUCCACCCACCCUGCUGACAGUAUGGCUGCUAUUGAUGCUGAGCCUACAGAUCCUGCCAUUGUUGCUGACUGUCUGGCUGCUCUUGAACCUCGGCUGUCUGUUACAUGUGCUGCUGACAGUAGUGUGUUAGUUGAGAGUCAUGACUCAGGACCAGCUAGUCACAUUGGAUUGGAUUAUGUUGUUGAUUUACCUCUUUACAAGGAGAGUACAAGGUACAAACCCCAUGCUGACCCAGAGCCCACUCCUGGUUCCUGCACUUGUUAUUCCCUUGACUCCAUUCAAAUGACUAACCUGACUCUUUUGAUAUCCCUUAGUGAAGAAGAAAUAUUUGAUUCUGCUACUUCAGAUGAGGAAUCUUCUUUUACCCCUGACGUAGAAGAAGGUCUGCCUGCUACUCAGGGUGCUGAGGAUAUUUUUCAUGCUUCCGCACGAGCUGAACCAAUAAACCACAGCUUGAACCUUCUCAGGGAGAGUGGAUAUCUUCGGGCAACAGAGAUACCACGCAUACCUUUUUUGCUCUUCAUAUGGCUUAUAUCCUCACUUUUAUCCAUCAUAACAUGGAUGAAAAUCCAAAUUCAACAAGCAUGGCAUGAAGAAAAUGGCCAAGGAGCUCCCACUAACAAGAGAGUCGGACCAGUGGCUGCGGCUCCUGCUCCCUAGACCCUUGAUGCUCCUCCAGAAUCGAUUGGAAUAUCAAAACACAGUCUGUGUGGGAGAAUUGAUCAUAUAUAUAAAUUUUAAAAUAAAAUGUUCAAUCUGAUUGUA